Molecule: messenger RNA, 2880 nt
Organism: Cladocopium goreaui
Lineage: Eukaryota; Dinophyceae; Suessiales; Symbiodiniaceae
Source: the annotation of a GenBank genome assembly
AUGUCAUCAUUUCUCCACAUCCGUGGCGCACGGGGACCUGGCGAAAAGGGCUCGCUCCAGGCCUCUACCGGCCCUCGUCCAAAGAGCAAGAAGUCCUGUUGUGGUGGGGAUGGAAAUAGAAAGCUGUGGAAGAGAACAGAUACUGUGAAGAAGCGCCGUGAUGAGCGAGAGGUGGAGAGGCAGCUGCUCGAACAGCAACGACUGGAGCAUGACAAGGAGUUGCACGACGAAGAGUAUGGCGAAUGGCUGACCAAAGAGGAGAAAUUCCACUUGGACAAUGCCAAGGCCAGAACCAUGCUCCGAAUUGAGCAGGGCCGAGAGAGGCCUCUGGACCUGGUUGCCAAGGCCCUGAUGAUCGCUGAAGGGGAGCACUUCGAGGAGAUGACCAUUUUGGACAAGCCACCGCACCAGCUCUUCGUGAACAUGAACAUCGACGAGGUGGAAGACAUCAUGGAUGAGGUGAAUACCUUCGUCCGCAUCGAUGCCCAACACCGCGACUUCUGGCAGGCCAUGCGCUACAUUGCCAACGACUCCUAUGAAGGCAAGCGACGAGAAAAGGCCGGGAGGUCAAAGGCGGGUGCUGCCAUCAGUGGACUUGGACCUGGAGUUGCUGAAGGUGUCGUGGAUGAGAUCCACCAACUUCUUUGCGCCAAGAGCAAGAGGGAACUGGGCGACAUGUUGGUUGAAAUCAACGAUAGCUUGAAGGCUUCGCCUGCCGGCAUGGACACCCAAUUCUUCGAAGCGGUGGCCACAAAGAUCCCGCUCUACGUUGCACGUGCUGAAGUCGACCACUGGCAUGACAGGAACAUCCAGGCUGAUGGGCCGAUCUCCAAGACACGGCCAUCUGCAAGCGCCACCGUCGGGGAUCGACUGGGAGGCGAUGAGCGACCAAUGGAUGUUCAUCGCCACAGAGCCGGUGCCAAUGUGGCCUGCUUUUCCUCCGGCAACCGUGCCAUGGACGGCCGAAGGCAAAAGGACAAGAGUUCAUGGGACAGCAUGAUCCGAGCUGGCAUCAAUGGCUGGCUCCGUUGGACAAUGCAUCCCGCAGAUACCAGAUGGGACCAGGGACGAGAAAACCAGGUAUGGAUUCCCUCCUACAUUGCUUAUGGCUUAGUCGAUACCAUGGCCCCUUUGUAUGGAGUGAUGGCUCCUAAGGGGAAAGGUUCCAGCUUCGAGCCUGCGCAGAAGGGAGCCCAAAAAGGUGGCAAGGCGCUUGCGCCGGACGAGCAAGAAUUUCACCAGGAGAUGCUUCGAAAACUGGCCUUGCACCUCGCUGCGCAACCGGAUGGUCCCGCAGUUCCCGGUCCCGCGCCAGCGGUGGAAGCGCAACAGGAUGAGUCGCCCGAACGGGUGAACCAUUUUUGCGAAUGCGCCAACUUCUUCCUCCCCGUGGAGCGUCCGGAUGCCACUCCCCGGGACUCGCCACGGAGUUUCUGCGCCACACCGGAGGAGCAUGGCAUGCCCGUGUGGACGGACCGUUCCGGUGGACCUACUGGACCUGCUGGACCUGGCGAUGAUGAGAGCCAGGCUUCCCACUGUGUUUGCGUGCCCAGCUACAUCGUGCAUGGCCUCUUGGAGGCCUGGGAAGGCAAGGCGCGACGCUCCAAAGCGGCUCCGGAGCAGAAUUUUCACCACGAGAUGUUGAAGAAACUGGCCUUGCACCUGGCAGCGCAACCAGGCGAGCCUACGGCAGCCCAGAUGCCGAUGCCACAGGUACAGCAGGUCUACAUGCCCGUGGCCCCACAACCGGGGCCGGUGCAACCAGUGCCUGUCUUCGCGCCGCACGCGCCUCCUCAGCGCUCUCCUGCGGCGCCGCGCAUGGGGCUGUUCCAGGAUCAUCGGCCCCAGGAGGAGUUCCACCGCCAGAUGCUUCAGAAGCUAGCGCUCCAUUUGGCAGCGCAGCCGGAUGAGACAUCGCAGGAGGCCAAAAGUAGCGCCAGCCACCAGGACCAGGCCCCAACGGCAGAUUUGGCAGCCCCCGUGCAGCUGCAAAUUGAGCCCCGCAUCAACGAGGCAGCUCGGGCAGCUGAGCAGGUUGGGGAAGAUAAGGCUCAGUGCGACCGCUUAAUGGAAGACUUAGACGUGGCCGAACGCAGGUCUGAGGUGGUCAGCUGGGUCUUGUCCUCCAAUGUGCUGUCGCUCUCCCUGACGCAGUUCGGAUCUCGCGUGGUGCAGAAAGCCAUCGCAAGCGCCUCGGAGGUGCGAGACCGGGAAAAGUUUGCCGAAGAGUUGCUGCAACACGCAAUGGAUCUCUACGUGUCCCCCCAUGGGAACCACGUCUUGGCCAAGCUGAUCGAAGUUCUGCCCUCCACACGCCUCGUGUGCAUCGUGGAAAAGAUGCGUGGCCAAGCGACAAUGGUUGCCAGACAUCAAUUCGGAAGCCGUAUUCUCGAGCGCCUCAUGGAACACUGCAGUGAGGAGCAGAUUGGCUUUCUCUUAGAUGAACUUUUUGAUGGCGCAGCAAACCUUGAAGCCCUGGCGCGGCACCCUUUCGCCAAUUUUGUGGUGCAGCACAUUUUCGAGCAUGGCAUGCCAGAACGGAAAACCAGAUGCUUUCAAAUGCUCCUGCCCUAUGUCUUACAGCAUGCUACCCACAAGACAGCCAGCAACGUUGUGCAGCGGAUGCUGGAACAUGCCGACGUGAGUAGCCAGGCGCUGAUUGCAGACGCCUUCUUAGCUGGGGAGGGUGAAGAGUCACUCGAAACGAUUGCGGCCACACGCUAUGGCAGCUUCGUGAUCCACUCUCUGGUGGACAAGUUGCAUCCGCGCAUCGACGCCGUGAAGGCGCGCGUGAAGGCGGCACAGCCGCAGCUCUCGGAGUCCAAGUUUAGUCAAAAGAACAUUUUGGAUUUCUUAGGUGAGGCCUUCUUCGACGAUUGA